Messenger RNA from Halteromyces radiatus, 852 nucleotides. RefSeq lists its product as uncharacterized. The record is from RefSeq and is a predicted model, not a curated record. Bases 90 to 779 code for a protein of 229 amino acids. Lineage: Eukaryota; Fungi; Mucoromycota; Mucoromycetes; Mucorales; Cunninghamellaceae. The transcript has a single exon.
UAUUUCCAUCAUAAUGUUAUACUCUUUCUCUUUCUCUUUUCUUUUUUUUUUUCUCUCUCUUUAUAAACCCUUCUUCUUUUUAAAUUCUCAUGUUAUCACAACUUACUCCACGUAGUUCUCUUCGAUUCUCUUUGACUUCUUGUCUUACAGAAGAUACAGCAGACUCAGCAAGUGUGGUAACUCCUUUAGAUCUUUCACCUUGUCUUCAACCAACAACUCAAUUUCCCAUUAUCACUUUGGCUGAACAAGAAACUCCAUAUUUGACUCAAUUCCAUAUACCUGAUGUUGCUGCUGUUGUUACUCGAACUCGUCAUCGUCAACAAGGUCCUUUUUCUCCUAUUCCGAGAUCAAUACAAAUUAUACAACCCCAAGAACGACCUUCUCCUCUAUUACCAACUACUCCAUUUUAUUCCUCUCUCAAUAAUAACUCACAACAACAAGGAGAACAACAAAUUAAACAAAAGGAAUCAUCAAGACUUAUAUGGCCUCGAAUCAAACGUAUCUUAUCAAGUUCAUCUUUAUCUUCAUCAAAUCAAUCAUUGGAUUCUCAUACAAGAAAAAAACCUUCCUCUUCUUCUCGUGGUAUGAUGACUCAUUUAUCUUCUUUGGUUCAUACAUCUAUGCGAUUAGCUAACUCAAUAUCUACGAAAGAUCAAGAUCGAACAACCAGUACUUCUAAUUCUCCUCCAAGAAAACAAAGAAAAGAUUUAUCAUCAUCAAGAAGGUGGUUUGGGAAAAAUAAAGCAAGAGUGGCUCCUCAUCAUCAUCCAGUAUCAUGAAAUUUAGUUUAGUAUUUCAUUAGCUUAGUAUUUUUGUGUCAACCAAAUAAAAAAAAAAAACCUUUUUUUUUUU